Falco peregrinus (peregrine falcon) is the source of this 2496-nucleotide messenger RNA. It is a transcript of the gene CDHR4, whose product is annotated as cadherin related family member 4. The transcript has 20 exons. The record is from RefSeq and is a predicted model, not a curated record. Bases 1 to 2319 code for a protein of 772 amino acids. Gene Ontology annotation, biological process: homophilic cell-cell adhesion. NCBI's taxonomy places the organism in Eukaryota, Metazoa, Chordata, Aves, Falconiformes, Falconidae. Gene Ontology annotation, molecular function: calcium ion binding. Gene Ontology annotation, cellular component: membrane.
AUGGGCAUGCAGGGACGCCUCACCUUCCUCCUCCUUCUCCUCCUCAGCCUCCGUGCCCCAGGGACUUUCGUCAGAGCAGCAGUUCUGCCUGACCUGCCACGCAUAGUGGCCGUGAGUGAGGACGCAGUGCCAGGCACCCGCGUGGCUGAGGUGACCGUGUCCUGCAGUAAUGCAAGCGGCAGCCCCAAUGUCACCUUGCACAGCAUCGAGCCCAGCCACCCCUUCAACCCCAUUGCCAUCAGCACUGACCCUGCGGCCGCCACCACAUUUCAUGCAGAGGUGACACUGCGUGCUGGUGCAGAGCUUGAUGCCCACCGAGUGAACCAGUACACCCUGACCCUGCGAGCUGCUUGUCCUGAUGAGGAUGAGGUGGAAGAGCGGCUCUUUGUCCGGGUGACGAUGGGGCAGGUGCUGCACUGUGACACUCCCUUUGCCAGUGCAGAGGGAGACAUGGUGCAGGUGCCGGCAGAUGUGGCACCCUGGAUGCCCCUGUAUGCGGUGAUGCCACAGCGACUUGGUGGGCUGAUGUACAGGCUCCGAAACCACAACACACCACUCACACUCACCCGCCAGGGCCUGGUGCUUGCACCUGCCAGUGGCUUUGAUCCCAGCAAGGACACCCAGACGUUCAGGCUGGAGAUUGAGGUAAUGGACCGGCAUGGGCACAACUGCAGCGGGGCAGUGAAGGUGGAGGUGCUGCCAUCACGCCAUCCCCGUGUCACUUUCCUCGAGCAGCAGCGAGCUGUGAUGGUGCCAGCAGGCAUUGGCCCCUUGGAGGUGGUCACGCAGGUCUAUGCCAGUGGUGAUAAUGUCCGUUACACCAUCCUUUCUCCCACGGCACCCACACUCUUCACCAUUGAUGAGGUGACGGGUGAGAUCCGUAGCACCGGCCAGCUGGAGGUGGCCCAUGCACGCCUCCUCAUCCAGGCUUACAAUGUGCUGCACCCCGCCGACCACGCCACCACCGUGCUCAAUGUCACUGUGCAGGGGACGGACCGGUGGGCACCAAGCUGCAUCCCAGCCAUCUUUGUGUCCCAGGUGCUCGAGACGGUGUCCCCCGGCAGCACUCUGGUGACACUAAGGUGCACCGACUCCACCAGCACCGAAGGGCAUUUGCACUAUGCCCUGGAGGGGCCCCCCUCCUCCCGCUCCCACUUCCACCUGGAGGGGCCACAGCUGCAGGUCAACACCACCCUGGACUACGACUCAGAGGCCACAGCCGCUGUGGGCUUUCAGUUCACAGCCACCAUCGUGGUGACAGCGGGAGGGCGGCCCCCACGGAGCACCCGCGUGCCCGUGCUUGUGACGGUGACGCCCGUCAACGAAUUCACACCGGCGUGCCCCAACGGUACCACCUUCACCGUGCCAGAGACAGCAGCUUUCGGUCGUGUUGUGGGGCACGUGGUUGGCACUGACCGCGACUACCCACCAGACAGCCUUGAGUACAGCCUGGAUGGGGGUCCCAGCCCUGCGCAGCCCUUCUCCAUUGACACACGCACCGGUGAGAUCCGCGUGGUGGGACCCCUCGACUCCCAGCAGCACAAGAGCUACAGGCUGACAGUGCGGCUGACAGACACCCACAAUGACCUGGACCCAGCAAAGCGGCGGAGCUGCCUGUGCAACGUGGUUGUGCACCUGCAGGCUGUGCCAGACCAGGUGCCAGUGUGCACCCCUGAGGUGCAGGAGCUGCGAAUCACAGCCGGGUCCGGGGACCGCCAGCCUGUCACCCGCCUGGCGUGCCAGGUCAGCCCUGACAGCGCGGCGCUGACGUACACCAUUGCUGGAGGCAAUGAGGAUGGGCGCUUUCGGCUAGAGACAAACACAGUCUUCUACCUCCCCAAUGACCCAGCUGAGCUGCGCACCUUUGUGCUGCUUGUGGAGGUGUGGGGCAGCCCUGGUGGUCCCCGCCACAGCACUGUGGUGGCACUGGUGGUGCACGUCACACCCCGGAGCACCCCAGUGCCACCCAGCACCACCACCCAGCACAAGAUUCUGUGGAAGGAGCCACUGGUUGUCACACGGCUGGAGGCAGUGUGGCACCCACCAGUCUGGUUUGUGGCUGUGCUGACGGUCUCUGGUGCCCUGCUGCUGGCCAUCCUGGGCUGCAUUGCCCGGAGCCUGCUGUGCAGCAACCGAGACCCUGGCAAGCUGCUCCUGGGCAAGAGCUCUGGUGAUGUAGCAGAGCAGAAGGGGGACGAGGAGGAGCAGGGCUGCCCCCAUGCCGGCAGCUUGGGGCAGUUCGAUGGCCGUGCCCAGGACCCACGCACUGGCAGGGACUACCUCUUCAACAGCAUGACUGGGGCACGGCGCUGGAUCUGAGUAGCUUUACUUGGUGAGGGGCUCUCUGCGAUGCACAGCUCCCUGUGGGCCAUGCCAGGCAGAGCACCUGGUGCUGCCCUCAGGCCUGGGAGGAGGAGGGGAUCCUUCCUCCAUGGCCAAAGCCACCACCCACAGCGUGCAGCCAGCCCUUGAGCUGCCCCAACCAACACAGACCCA